Messenger RNA from Ornithodoros turicata, 1131 nucleotides. RefSeq lists its product as uncharacterized. NCBI's taxonomy places the organism in Eukaryota, Metazoa, Arthropoda, Arachnida, Ixodida, Argasidae. The coding region runs from base 84 to 956 and encodes 290 amino acids. The transcript has 7 exons. The record is from RefSeq and is a predicted model, not a curated record.
GUUUCAUUCUGAACGGAUCAAUUGGUCGAGCACCAGGUUCCACUACGUACUUCCCAUUAAAGUUUUACCAAAAAGACAACGCGAUGGAACCCAGCUACGCGAAGCCACAGAAAGACGAAGUGUACCGUGAGUUGCAGAGAGUCCGAGGAGGCGAGGGCUUCCAUGUAAUAUGUCAGAACCGGAGAUCAAGCAGGGAUUUUUACAAGUACUUCCCGACUGAAAACAAGACUGAUUUUUAUCUCAGUCUACUCUUCUACCACACCCAAGACUCCCCCUCGGUGAAGGUGAAAUUCCUCUAUCGACACGAUACCGACAACUGCUACGUGAUUGUAAAUAUAUACAACGGGAACGACCUGCGAUCAAAAUCUGCACGUUCCAGCACCACCGCAAAUUCUCCCGGACAUCUCGCUGUUAAUUUGAGGAAGGGGGACUACUCUUUGAUGCAGUUUCACGUGUAUGAAUACAAAUGCGAUCACUUCUUUGAUACCGUCCGCUACGAUUCGUACAACUACAAAUACUAUCGUCUGGACUACGCCGAAAUAUAUCAUUCAGAUAGUUAUCGACUGCAAGAAUACCACGUGACGCAGGAUAAGGUGGGCCUCCCCAGUAAUUACUUUGCCGAAGACAGCUCAUCGGAAGAUUAUCCUGGUGAUCCGGGAUAUGUACAAGUCGGAGCUGUUACGACUGUCACUGGAAAAGUUUAUGAUGCCGCAAAAACGGUCAGUGUCAUACUCAAGAGCGGCAGCUUCCAGGCGACGAAGUCGUUGGGCAACCCACCAAGUACGCUGUUCGACAUCACCGUCAGGAUAAUGGGCGCUUCUGCGGAGUUGGAAGCCAGCUUCAUUGAUAAACCCAUUGUCAUCGAGACUUCUCACACAAUGAAUGGCGGAUCCAUGCGUUUUCUCAACAUCCAGAUUCUGAAUCUGGUACAUGACUCUGGCUACGCCAUUGACUGAGCUCCGAAGCGGUCUGUUGUGCCUCUUCCUGAACGAGCGGCACAGUUGCUGGUGAGCUGCUUGGAAUCAGCUCCGCCUGUGUGUCAUGUGUGUGUUCCAGUGUCAUUCUUUGUAUGGUUUCUUCUUUUUAUUUCGUUGUUGUCUGAAUUUCAAAUAAAAUGCAGUGAAAAAAGUA